Exophiala aquamarina CBS 119918 is the source of this 1272-nucleotide messenger RNA. RefSeq lists its product as uncharacterized. Gene Ontology annotation, cellular component: membrane. NCBI's taxonomy places the organism in Eukaryota, Fungi, Ascomycota, Eurotiomycetes, Chaetothyriales, Herpotrichiellaceae. Gene Ontology annotation, molecular function: transmembrane transporter activity. The coding region runs from base 1 to 1272 and encodes 423 amino acids. Gene Ontology annotation, biological process: transmembrane transport. The transcript is spliced from 2 exons. The record is from RefSeq and is a predicted model, not a curated record.
AUGAGCCCCUCUUCCAAGGACACCGACGCCGCAGUGCGAGCGACCAGCAUUGAUUUCGGUCGUGACUACGGCACCACGGCCUCUGGCUCGUCGCAAGCACCUGCGGAGCACGGCCAUCCCGAGAUCGUGGAGGCAAGCCCGGCGCGCGGAAUCAACGCGACUGGUUCUGCGGCGACGAAAUCAUGGCGCUCCAAGUUUGCAUAUUUCAAGACCAAGGAUUUCUGGUUCAUCCUGCUCCUGGGGCAGAUACUGGCUAUCUGCAUAACGGGCACCAACACUCUAACCACCCUUCUGGUUAUUGAGGGAACCAGUAUCCCGGCCUUUCAAACCCUGUUCAAUUACGUAUUGCUUAAUAUCAUAUACACCAGCUACACUUUGUACAGGUACGGCUUUAAGAAAUGGACCCAGUUGCUACUCAAAGACGGCUGGAAAUAUAUCAUUCUGGCCUUCUUUGAUGUCGAGGGCAACUACUUCACCGUCCUCGCCUACCGCUACACAACCAUCCUGUCCGCACAGCUGAUCAACUUCUGGGCAAUCGUGGUGGUGGUGGUUAUCUCGUUCAUCUUCCUCCGGGUGCGCUACCACUGGGCUCAGAUUCUUGGAAUCUUCGUGUGCAUCGGUGGGAUGGGGAUCUUGCUCGCAUCCGACCACAUCACGGGGUCCAACGGUGGCGACAUCAGCAGCGGUAAUCAGCUCAAAGGGGACCUUUUCGCGCUCGUUGGUGCGACAUGCUACGGUCUGUGCAACGUGUACGAGGAAUGGUUCGUCUCCGGACGGCCUUUAUACGAGGUCAUCGGACAGCUGGGUUUCUGGGCAACGAUCAUCAACGGUGUUCAGGCCGGCAUUUUCGACCGUCAGGCAUUCCAUGAAGCGACCUGGAACGGCAAGGUUGCCGGUUAUCUGACCGGCUAUACUUUGAUUCUGACGCUUUUCUACACCUUGGUCCCGAUCUUGUACCGCUUUGCCAGCGCCGCAUUCCAAAACAUCUCGCUCCUGACCGGUAACUUCUGGGGCGUCAUCAUUGGCAUCCGCGUCUUCCACUAUAGUGUGCACUGGAUGUACCCGAUCGCAUUCACGCUCAUUAUGGUUGGUCAUUUUGUCUAUUACCUGGGAAAAGGCGUCUUGGGCGAGGCGGCGAAGGCGUGGCUCGGCGAGAACCAGGAGAAGGGCAUCGACGGCUUCGGCUCGGCGAAGAGACGAAUUCGAAAGAUGCAGGAGAGCGAGGCGGGGCCGAGGGGCGGCGAGGGAGUCGAGGGCGCCGGUGUAGUGUGA